CUCUUGCUGUUUUCAAUGCUUUGCAGUUAGCCUUGACUGCAAGCGCGCGCAGAUCUCCGCAGCUGUGUUCAGAUUGAAUGCACGUGCGUGGGGAUGAUUGAGGGGGCGGGGUGAUUCGUAGCCAGAAGCUAGCAGAGAAGCCACGCUUGUAGUGUCCGAGUUGUUUCAGCCGUUUGUUCCCGCUUGCUUCGGCAAGGCCCAUUGGUAUCAUUGGCGACGGUGAUAGGAGCAGCACCAGCGUGCUUUCUGUGCCUUCCCUUCUCUCGCGGUGCUGCUCGGUUCGGGGUUUUCCGCCACGGGAGUUCAGCCUUUUACCUCACUUUCAUCACGCGGAAGAGGUGGGCAGAGCGCGAGAAGCGAAGAAGAGAAAACGUUAUACCAAUAGUUUCUUUGUUGCUGAACUUCAUUCAUAAACAUGAAGUGUUCAGAAGAAAAAUCAAACAUCCAAAGUUCCUCUCCUGACAGGAAUACUUAUGGGGGUCAGUUCCAGACUCUGAGGAAUAAUUUUGAUGAAAAACAAGAAAUAGUAGGAGCCAUUUCUCAGCAAACCAGGGGAAAGAGUUAUGGCUCUAAUGUCAGCAGGAUUAAAAAGUUAUUCAUGCAAAUGGGUACCAAACCUAGUGAGAAUGCUGAAGGAAUAACAAAGGUCAGAUGUAGAAGUAGUCUACGGUCAUUUGAAGGAAGAACUAAACCUUUUGAGAUUGUGGAGAAAGCUGAUGGAUCAGUUGUACAGUUAGAAACUUCUGUUUCAGAGAUAAUUACUAAAUUUGAUGCUAUACCUUUCAAAUUUACUGAAAAUAGGAAGGGGAUUAAAAGAAAUGAAACACAGCCUUUCAAUCACUCUUCCCCAAAGAAGGAGAAAACAGCCUCUGCUGAUAAAGAUGAAUGCUUUUUCCUUAAGUCCAUCAAAGGAACUGCCCAAGAAGAUUCGAUGGGCAGUUCUAGUUCAAAAUCAAGUUUCGGUUCUGAUCGGGGGAAUGCUGGAGCUGAAGAGGAUGAAGAAAAAGAUAGUGAUGAUAACAGCUGUUACGAUCAUGACAAAGAGGACUUGGAAGUUGGUGGCUUAUCAGAAGAAGAGGAAACCCCAGCAACCAGAAAAAUUAAGUUUAGUACAGCUCCAAUUAAGGUUUUCAAGACAUACUCUGAUAUAGAAUACGACCGGAGAAAUGAAACAAUUGAUCCAAUAUCUUCAUCAGCUGAGUAUGAAUUAGAAAAACGUGUAGAAAAAUUGGAUAUUUUCCCCAUAGACAUUGAAAAAGAUGAACAAGGAUUUGGCAUUUCUGUUAUCGGUAUGGGAAUUGGAAUAGAAACAGGUCAUGAGAAGCUGGGAAUAUUUGUAAAAACUAUUACAGAACAUGGGCCUGCAGAAAAAGAUGGCAGGAUCCGAUUAAACGAUCAACUUAUAGAAGUAGAUGGUGUCAACAUGGUCGGUGUUUCACAAGAUUUUGCUUCAACAGUUCUCAGACGUAGCACAGGACGAAUCCGGUUUUUAAUAGGCAGAGAAAAAGCAGGACAAGUAAGUGAAGUGGGUAAAUUGAUUAAGCAGACCAUAGAGUAUGACCACCGCCAGAGAGGCCAUCAUUAUGCACAGUAUGAAGCUGAUGAGGAUGAGAAUGAAGAAGAGACAGAGGAAUAUGGUGCUGAUGAAGACAAUGAAGAUUUUGGGGCAGCUUAUCCAAGAGAACAAAAAAACAUUCAAUUCUUUGAUUGUCCUGAAAAUGAUAACAUCCUUUCUCCAGAAGAAAUAGAGACAUUGGCCGAAAAAUUUAAAGAGUUGCAACUCCGGCAUACAAUUACAGGAACACAGGUUAAGCAGCUAAAAAGAAAGCUGCAGAUUGCUGAAAAUGAGAAAAUAAGCUGGCAGGUGGAAAGGAAAUUACUUCAGCAGAGCAUUAAGGAAAACAAGGACAAUAUGGCGAAAAUCGAGGCUUAUUGGGUUGAAGCACAAGAUCUGUGCCAUAAUGUAAAUGGACAUCUGAGAGAGUCACAAGAGCAAUAUCAGACCUUGGAGAGGAAAUACAACAAAGCUAAGAAAUUGAUUAAGGAGUUUCAACAAAAAGAACUUGAGUAUCUGCAGUACCAUGAUGCUGACAAGCAGAAAAUUGAAGAUCUGGAAAAAGAUCACUUUCUUGAAGUUCAAUAUUUACAAGCUCGGAUUAAAGAACUUGAAACAGAAGUGCUCAGGCUACUGAGGCAAAAUGAAGGCCAGAUCAACAAUAAUAACAUUUUUGAACAACAGACCUUUGCUGGAGAAUCCUCAAAAGGAAAUACAGCAGAAAAGCUUGAUGUAACUUACCUGGAUACCUUACUUCAAGAAGGAGCUAUAAAGGGGGUUGAUUCUGAUGAUGUAUUCGAUUUCAAUGAAGCAGUCCCUGAAACAGAAAGAUUGGAUUCUAAAGCUCUGAAAACUCGUUUGCAGCUUUCAGUGAAAAACAAAAGGUCACGGCCAAUCCGAACAAGACUUUGUGACAGCAUCAGCUCCACAGAUGGAGAAGACAGUCUUGAAAAGAAGAAUGAUGACUUCAGCCCAAGCAGCACGAGUUCAUCUGAUUUGAGUGGCUUAGGGACAGGAUCAAAAACCCCAGGAUUUUCACAUUCCACAGUUGUAUCUUCUGAUGAGAGCUUGGAUAUGAUUGAUGAUGAGAUUCUUGAUGAUGGACAAUCUCCCAAGCACAGCCAGUUUCCAAAUCGUGGUGUUUCAGAAUGGAGUGUGCAGCAGGUCUCCAAUUGGUUAAAAAGCCUGAAUUUAGAACAUUAUAUUUCUGAAUUCACAGCCCAUAAUAUAAAUGGAGAAUGUCUCCUUCAGCUGGAUGGCAGUAAACUUAAGUUCCUUGGUAUGACAUCUUCCCAGGAGAGAGCUGUGAUUAAAAAGAAAAUUAAAGAAAUGAAAGCAAAUUUAGAGAAAGCCCGCAAAGCUCAAGAGAAGAUGGAAAAGCAAAGGGAAAAACUUAGGAAGAAGGAAAACGAUCAGUUUCAAAGGAAGUGCAGAAAGCUGGAAAAGCAAUCACCGGAACCAAUUCAGGGGGCUAAUGAGCAGUGAGACGCCAGAAUUAACUGUGCUUUCUAAGUACAUGAAGAUGGUUUUGGAAAAGCAACACUGUUUUCUUCAUUAAAAAGAAAGUUUUGCACCUCUAUCUGAAGCUUUUCUUAAGGGAGACAAAUCAUGACUGGCUAUUCCUGCCCCUGUAAACAUGUGGAUACUUGGGAUGUAUUUGGCAAUUCAGAUCACGGUGGCUUUAUUUUUUUUAAUAGCUCAGCAACCCAGGAUGGGAUGUUGCUCCUUUAACCUCUCGAUGCUGCCCUGGCAUACUUGUCCUCGUUUGCAUUGGACCUCCUUGUUUGUCUUCAGACACAGAAUUAUGUAACUUUUACACUAUAAAUUAAAGUGCCCUGGAAACAGGCCAGGGUUAAAAGAAAAGAUUCAAUGGACCUGCAAAGGUGAAUAACCAGCUAAACUGUGUAUCAGUGACUACACAUGGAUAACAGGGCACAUCAAAUGUUUCAAUCUUUUCCUCUGCAAGUGGGCUUCAAGCCACAUCCGUGCUGAGGGAGGAUUCCGCUUCAUCCUAGCACAGUGUGGUGUCAGGAUCUGAAAUGAUACCGAAAUAACAGGUGCAGCGGAGUUCAGUCACUCUCUUGCAUUUCAAUGGGGAAGGCAGCCCUUUUGUUAUCAGCACCCCACAUUUCUCCCCUCCCAGGAACUGUAGCUAAAGAACAAUGAAAGCAAGGCCUUAAUGUGCUGUGUGACACUAGAGAGUAACAUUUAUUCUCUGAAUUUAUAUGUAUAGUUGGAUUUCUAAAUCUAAGUUGGUUUGUAAUAAAGUACAAUUUUUCAAUGUUUUUCUUGAGGAAGGUAUUUAAUUGCACUUUCCAGUAGCAUGAUACCCUUUUCUUUUCUUCUUUUUCCUAAAAGAAUUAACAUUUAUUUGAUCAGCAAGAUGAUCUACCUUUUGACUUCCCUUAAACCAGAAGGCAAAGUUGAUUAUAUCCCUUGGCAGAGCUGAGGUUUCACCUGCUAAAAUUGACUUUCAAAGUCACUUUCAAGUAUAUAUAUAUUUCUUUUUUUCUAAAGGGAAGAAGAAAUUUUUGCCAUUUAAAAAGCAAUGUGUUUUUUAAGCUGCCAAAUAAUAAAAGAUUGCCAGCUAUCUUGUAGUAAAAUACUGAAGAAGAAAAAAGCUAUAGCUCUAAAAAUGUACUUUGGAUGUUUUCCCCUUAACGAGAAUAAUCAGGUAGAAUCAAAAGCUCAGGCUUAAAUAGGUGGGUCAAAGAAUAGUGUAAUCUUUGAUUUAAGAAGAAUUAUAAUUCUUAAGUAUUGAUCCAGGUGAAAGUAAGUUCUUUAAAAUUGUAUUGAUUCAUUGGAGAGAUUUAAACAUGCACUUAACUUAUCCCUCCUUUAAAAUCAGUAGGAUGUUUGUUUUAGUUGUGGCAAUUAAUAUUUUGCCAAAUGAUGAACUCAGUUUCCCUUUUAAUUGAUUAAAAUAAUAUAGAUAAGAUCUGGUUCUAACUGAGUUUAGCAUAGGCUUUUCUUUUCUUUUUAUUUGGUUUUGGUGAUACUGCAUUAUAUAGAACUAUAAACUGAAACUGAAUCUGAUUUGGAAACAGAUAGGUGACUUUAAAGAAUGACCACUUUAAAAGAAGUUUGUUAUGAUCAUUUAGCUAGCAUCCAGAUUUUAUUUAAGGCCUACCUGAACUUAAUUCUGGAAUUUUUACAAGAUAAUUUCUUAACUACAGGAGCUCAAGUUUCCAUUUCAGUCUCAGUGGCUUUGUUAUGCCUGUUCUACUUGCAGUGCUCUGUAUGCCAUAUGCAUUUUUUAAUUGCCAGGACCCUCAUUCCUCUCCAAUCCUACUCAGUAAUUCUGUGUUUGUAUUGCAAUACUUAAGUUGAAACCUGCAGCUAUAAUAACAAAACCUUGCCAGCAUAUCUGAUGACUUGAAAGUCCUAACACUUCUUUUUGAGCCAGAAAGGACCAAGAGUACAAAAGAAAAAGAAAAAAGAAACAUCAAAUGGAAGACACUUGUCUUCUAGGAGACUGAUUGAACAAAAAACCUCUGAGAAUGGUCAAAUUCAACUAAUUAAUUUAGUGUAGAGGUUAAAUGCUCUAUUUGAGCAAAAGAGGGAUAUCUGAAAAGGAACUUUCUUUUACCUCCGAAGUUAGUAAUUGAAUUAAAUGCAUUUCUUCUGCUUUUGUUAGGUUUAUUGGUAAUUUAAGAUGGAUGUAACAUCUAAGGACAUGUUCCUCUCCUUUAUAUAAUUUAUGUUCUUUAUUUUAUAUUUCUAAGAUUCCUGAAGACUAUAUAUUGCUUUGUAGAAUGAUUUUACAUUCCUUCUGUGUAAAGUGUGUGAUGUUGCACAUAACUAAUUUGAUGUAUGUUCUGCAAAUUAUCCCCUUAUUUUCUUCUGUGUUUUGUGAUAAUUUUAGACCUGAGCAUUGAAUUUUAAGUUUUUUAAAAUAAAAGUAAUUAUUUAUACAUAAGAAAGAAAUAUAUAAAAUUAACACUCCCAUUGAGUAAAUAAUAGAUACAGAAUGGAUCAGACCAAACCUUGCGUCUCCACCGGUAAGAGCCAAAUUAUAUCUUAUUUGCUGCUUUUCUUUUUUCCUCUUCAUUUCCCUCCCUCCAGGUGUUUGUGACAAUGCUUCUAAUCUCUGCCCAUUAAUUAUUUUUUUAAUAGGAAUUGCUAUAGUAAAGUGAGUUAGGAUGCUCAUGUCUGCCUAACAACAACACUAUUUUCUUUCACAAGUAUACAUUGUGGAAGACCUGCACUUCUUUAACUUGUGCUUGUUGGACAAUCAUUAAAGGUACAUUAGGUAGCCAUUAAAUUACCCUAGAAUGUUGGCAGAAUCUAGUGAAUAGAUACUUGAACAGGAGAAGGACUGCUACUUCAAACUGUAAGCAUUCAAUGAUUACUAUAUUGCAAGAAAAAGUUAGAGUGAUAAUAUAACUUUGCUAACAUCUAUUGAUUAUCUGGAUUGUUGCAGGAUAACAGAUAAAUAAACCAGUAGAUAAAUUUAUUGAUUAUCUGGAUGGUUGUAGUAGCUUUUAACAGGAAGCAGGAUCAAGUCCACCUUCCUUCCCUUGUUAACUCAGAAAAUGAAAAUCUUGAAGGAUUCCAAAACAGAUCAAAUAUUUAUUUGAUUUAUUUAGUUAGCUGAAGGGCCAUCUUUUCCUGGUCACAUCUACUGACCCACCAGAGUGGGUCCUCUGUCCUAAGAAGGUACAUCUGGCAGGACCCAGAAGAAGAGCCAUAGUGGCUUCAUAGUGGCCCCCUCCCUUUGGAACAUCAUUCUUGCAGAGAUUAGAUUGGCCUUCACUUUGAUACUCUUUCACAAGGCCCUGAAGACCCUGGUUUUGCCAAUGGGCUGGGGGAACCCAGAGUGGAAUGGACUCCAUCAACUGGCUUGUCUGAUUGAUUGAUGUUACCAGAGGAUGAGUUUUUUUUAAUUGUUUGUAUGUUGGGUGUUUAUUUUUGUAAGCUGCUCAGAGUCAUUGACCACGAGUGGGCAGCUAUGCAAAUUUCCUUAAAGAAAUAUAAAUAAUUGUACCCACAAUCAGGCUGUAGCCAAACUAUUAGUAAAAUAGUAACUGGAGAUAAUGUGAAAGAAGUAAAAUUGAAAGAAGAUUAGGCCUCAAAGAUUGAGGUCCUUCUCCUUCCGCUCUUAUACAGGAUUCAUAUCUAAUGAAUUUCUUAACCUUCACUUUUGUACUGUGAACAUUUUUUGUAUUUUGGUUGUUGAGUAAACCUUUACAAGACUCCCAAUAUCUGUAAAGUAAAACUUUUAAUGAUAUCUGACUCAAGAUACUUACUAAAAAAGCACUAACAAUCGCUCUUAGACUUAUAUACUGCUUCAUAGUGCUUUACAGCCCUUUCUAAGCAGUUUACAGAGUCAGCAUAUUGCUCCCAACAAUCUGGGCCCUCAGAUUGUGCUUUACAACCCUUUCUAAGCAGUUUACAGAGUCAGCAUAUUGCUCCCAACAAUCUGACCUUGGAAGGAUGAGUCAAUCUUGAGCCAGUCAGAAUUGAACUGCCAAACUGCUGGCAGCAGGCAGUCAGCAGAAAUAGCGUGCAGUAGUACUGCAUUCUAACCACUGUGCCACCAAGGCUCUUGAAUGGGGUGAGGGAACCCAUGUAAGAACUCACCAAAGCCUAUAGGUUAUCCUGUUAAAAUAUCUGGAAGAAUAAUUACUUGCUGCCAAAUAAUCCUGUGCACUGGUACUAUUCGAUGUGUCUUAUUCAAUGUGUCUUUCUCUUUUUGAAGUAUGAGCUUUGUUGCUUUGAUUCUUGCAUCUUUCCUGAACUAAGGCAGAAAUGGUUAAAAAAUGAAAGAUUUACCUGUGUUGCUGAUCUUAGCCUCGUGUGUUAAUUAAAACAGCCAUGAAAUUUAAAAUCCAAAAAGACUGCUUGAAUUACUAUUUAACUUUUAAAUCUUUGUGUCUAAAGGCAUUGGUUAACAUUUUGCAGUUAUUCAACUUAAAGUGUAGAGGAGAAAUCUUUAGCAAGGAUCUGUCAGGGUGACCUCUGUCUUACUGCCUAUCAUCUGCACUUUGGCUGACUCACUGGAUUUAGUCCUUGGCUUAAAAAUAAUUUGUCAAAGAGUUUGCUUUACUAUCAACCCAAUGAGACAGUAACAAAUAACAGCAGUUUCCAGAGUUCUGUCAAGCAAGCAAGCAUCUGAGUGAAGAAUGGUUUGCAUAGCUAGCAGUUAAGGUUUUGAAUCUUUUCUGUCAAUGACCCAUUCAGGAAACUACUUUCAUUAUAAUGUUCUUAAGCAAGGGAAGAUACUUGUUCAUUUAUAUAUCUUUACACAAGAGUCCACUUGGAUGUAUACAUUUAAUUAUAUAUUCAUCCUAUCAAUGAAUUUAGUCAUGCCCUGUCCUGGGAAUUAGUAAGUGAAACUGCCUGUUAUAAAUUUAAUAAUGUGGCUUCUGAGAUUUUAAGAAAAUUCUGCUUUGAAGUUACAUUUGUUAAUGUUUCUUCUGGGUAUCUUUAGUAUCAACCAUAUUUAUGUUGCUAAAUCAUACUCAGUUAAUGACUCUUCUUGAUUUUAUUGUAUUUGUGUUAUACUGGAAUAAUAUCUAUUUAGACGUCUGUGAUAUGGCUCUGAAAAUGCACUGUUCAAUAGUCUCUUGUAUGUAAGAAGAGACAUUCUUCUUACAAGAGACUUUUGUGAGUGUAAAUUAUGCAGUGCACAUAACGUAUUAAUCAUUGAAAUUUAUUUUUUUUAACUGUUAAUUACUGCUUCUUUCAUAUGAACUUUUAGAAAAGACUAUUAUGCAAUAACUAAUUAUUUCAAUAAACUUGCUAUCCUUAUCAUUUAUGAUUCGGUGAUGGUAACAGAAGAAGGUGCAAGUUAUCUGGAAGACAAUCGUAAUAUAGAUCUUUCUCAUGGUAAACCCCCCUUCCAAACACAUCAGGUGAUCACCUUAGAAAGAUGUUAAAUUAUGUAUUCAUAACUUGUUCAUAUUCUCCUAAUGUCCUCAUAAUGCUGUGACAAUCAAGAAAGAAAAGAAGUAAGAAAAUUUACAGAAUCUAGUGAAAUUAUGCUGAUUCCUGGUGGAAAUGCUGCUGUGUUACCAAUAAUUUCAAAAUCCUGAGAUAAUUUACAGUGGUUAGUUUUUGAUGGACGUUUGCUAUUUAGGGCUAGGAUUAAUUUGAGAUUAUUGAAGCUGCUCCCAUAAAGGACAAAAAAUAAAAUGAAAAGGAAGGAAACUAAAUCAGUACACUGAGAGAUUCUCACUGUUUCACAUUUUAGUUCCUGUUUUUGGAAAGCCAUAUUCCAGAACAAACUCUAUUCCUAAAUUUUAAAGCAGCUUAAAUUCAAACCCACUCUAUAUCUGUGUCCUGCGGCUUUAAACUUUGGUUUGUUGGUCAAAAAAGAAUGAAUGGCACAGCUAUUUUGGAGGUUUUAUGUAUCACUUGCAUGUAAUCCUGAUAUUUAAUUUUGUACAUCUGGGUGUCAGAUCUUUUGCAUGAAAGAUGCUGAAGCGCUAUGUUUGUACUUUCUCAAUUUUUCCUUAAAUAACUUCCAGGAAAAAUAUUCUCUCUACAUUUGGAGGCCUAAAACAAAAAAGCCAGUUUCCGUUUGUAUUACAGAUUUUUAAAGUUUGUGAUUGAUUUGUUAGUGUAUAUAACUUUAUUGCAAACAAGUAUUGUUAGACAAUGAAUGCAAUAAAAGAACUUUAAAACUUA
Molecule: messenger RNA, 9187 nt
Organism: Pantherophis guttatus
Lineage: Eukaryota; Metazoa; Chordata; Lepidosauria; Squamata; Colubridae
Source: RefSeq, a predicted model, not a curated record